CGGCGCUGCGCGGAUUCUUCCCGAGCUCCUCAUAGGCAUCAGAUCCAGAAACUAAUAUUUUUCCUAGUUCCACGCGAGUUCUGGGACUCGAACUCACGGCUACCCUCGGCUGGCACUGAACGGGACGCGUGGUCCCUGUGCCGUGGCGAAUCAGCGGCGCGCGUGAGUGAGCACGCGGCCGUCACUCUGAAGCCUGGGGGCCGGAGGAACCCUGUGGGAGUGGUUGGUCCGGUUGAGUCUGCACUGGUGACGGCCCUGCGGGAUGGCCAGCUUCCGUGCUAGCCCAGGACCUCGUGUUUAGAAGGCUGGGUGAUCACCUGGAGCUGCAGACGCUGGGGUUUGCUGCUGCCUGCCCUGCCUUGCAAGAUGGACCCAGCACUGUCUGCUGUCCGACUCACCGUACAAGAAGCCAUUCACACCCUUUCAUCCUCAGAGGAUGUGGGCCACAUCCUCUCCACCUUGGGGACCCUGAAGCGGUACCUGGGUGGAACCGAGGAUCCAACUCUCCCUGAGAAGGAAGAGUUUACCACCAUCCACUUCUCAGCCGUUCUCAGAUGUCUGGUCAGCAAGCUGAGUCCAGGUUGGCUAGAGCUAUCCCCCGAUGGCCAGCUGGAGCGGCUUUGGGAGAGCUUCUUCCUGGACGGCCCCCCAGACCAAGCCUUCCUGGUGCUGAUGGAGGCCAUCGAGAGCACUGCUGGCCCCAGCUUCCGUCUGAUGAAGAUGGCUCGGCUGCUGGAGAUGUUUCUGAGCAAGGGCAGACUGGCGGCUCUCAUGGAGGAGCAGUGUCGCCCGCAGACAAAGCCCAGCUUCUUCCUAGUCCAGGAGACGCUGCUCAGCAAGGUGGUGGGUUUGCCUGACCACCUGGGCAACUGUCUCCAGCAGGACAACCUGACUCCGUUCUUCCCCCAGAACUACUUCCCUCUGCUUGGCCAGGAGGUUCUGCAAGCACUAAAGGCAGUUGUGAGCUUUCUCCAAGGUGGCCUAGACUGCUCUGUCUCCUUCGUGUCUCGAGUCUUGGGGAAGGCCUGCAUCCAAGGGAGAAAAAAAGAGAUUCUGGGCGUACUGGUGCCCCAACUGACAAUGCUCACCCAAGAGAGCUGUCUGUGGCAGCGGGUGUGCUGGCGGCUGGUGGAGCAAGUACCUGACCGGGCAGUGGAGGCUGUACUGACAGGGCUUGUAGAGGCUGCUCCCAGGCCUGAAGUCUUGUCCCGGCUGCUGGGGAACCUGGUGGUAAAGAACAAGAAAGCGCAGUUUGUGAUGACCCGGAAACUUCUGUUCCUGCAGUACCAGCACACGACACCCAUGCUGCAGAGCCUGCUGGGGUACCUGGCUUUAGACAGUCAGCGGCGGCCACUCCUCAUACAGGUGCUUCAGGAGCUGCUAGAGACAUGGGGCAACAGCAGUGCUGUCCGUCACGCACCCCUGGAGCAGCAGCACUACAUCAGUAAGGCCAUCCUGGUCUGCCUGGCACACCUCGGGGCGUCGGAGCUGCAGGACAUCUGGGAUGAGUUGCUGGCCAGCAUGAUGGCAGGUGUGAAGUGCCGUCUCGACAGCAGCCUGCCCCCUGUGCGUCGCUUGGGCAUGAUUGUGGCCGAGGUCAUCAGCUCCAGGAUCCAUCCUGAGGGGCCUCAGCUGAAAUUCCAAUAUGAAGAUGACGAGAUGAGCCGGGAGAUGCUGGCCUUGGCCACACCCCGACCUGCGGGCGCCUGCUCCUCGGAGACAGGAGGUCCAUCCCUGGCUCCAGUUGCCAUGGAGACCCCUGUAGAGACACCUGAAAAGACAGUGGCCAGUGAUGUGCCUCCAGCUCAGCCGCAGGGCUCUGACUCAGAGCUCGACAGCGAUGAUGAGUUCAUUCCCUAUGAUAUGUCAGGGGACAAAGAGCUGAAGAGCAGCAAGGAACCCCUGUAUAUCCGAGACUGUGUGGAAGCCUUGACCACAUCUGAGGACGUGGAGCGCUGGGAGGGAGCCCUAAUGGUGCUUGAGGGCCUGGUUUACAGGAGCCCUGAGGCCACUCGGGAGGUGAGCGUGGAGCUGGCCAAGGUGCUACUGCACCUGGAAGAGAAGACCUGCUUGGCAGACUUUGAACAACUGCGGCAGAGAGCUCUGGUGGCUGUCACAGUCACAGACCCAGAGCAGGUAGCCAAGUAUCUGACCUCACAGUUCUAUGGCCUGAACUAUAGCCUGCGGCAGCGCAUGGACAUCCUGGAUGUUCUUGUUCUGGCUGCCCAGGCACUGUCUCGGCCACGGAGCCUCCAGAGGCUUUCCCAGCAUGGUCCCCCUGUUUCUGGCACCUCGUGUUCACCAGCACUAGCUAUUUCUCAGCCUGGCAAUGCUGUGGCUCCCAGCUGGCAGCUGGUUGUGGAGGAGCGGAUCAAAAGCAAGACCCGGAGGUUCUCGAAGGGCUGUCCGCGGAGGGAGCUAUCAGGUGGCCCCAAUGAAUUCAACUCUGUGGCUGGUUACUUCUUCUUCCCCCUCCUUCAGCACUUUGACAGGCCUCUGGUGACCUUCGACCUCUUAGGAGAUGAUCAGUUGGUACUUGGAAGACUGGCCCACACCUUAGCAUCCCUGAUGUACCUGGCUGUUAACACCACAGUGGCCGUGCCCAUGGGUAAGGCCCUGCUGGGGUUCGUGUGGACCCUUCGCUUCCACGUGGACACUUACGUGCGCCGGGGCUUGCUGUCUGCUGUUUCCUCUGUUCUCCUCAGUUUACCUACAGAGCGGCUAUUGGGGGACCUGCCAGAUGAGCUGCUAGAAGCCAGAUCAUGGUUGGCAGAUGUGGCUGAGAAGGAUGUGGACGAGGACUGCAGGGAGCUGGCAGUGAGGGCUCUGCUGCUUCUGGAGAGACUCAGAGAUAAGCUCCUGUCCAUUUCCUCUCCACAGCCCUGAGGACCCCCUCAGCUACCUCCACUGGAAGAAGGGAAGGCCUGAGGGGCGAGUCCACACGCGAGCUGUCUGUGGCAGCGGGGUCUGGAGGGGCCCAUUGGUCCUAGUGUGACCCUGCCAUUACUUAUGCCCUGGCAAGGCUGAGCGUUCAGCUAAAGAUACCAGGCCUGUGCCGUGGGACUCAACAGCUUUAGACUGACUGGAAUUUGGACUGGGGUGGGUUGGGAGUGCAAGAGGUGCCUCCUCCUGAGAGCAGAACUUUGGGCUCUGUGGCCACGGCCUCAAGAGUGAAGAUAAGAGACAGCUGUUCAGCUUCUAGUAUACUCCGAAGGGGAUGCUACAACAGCAGACCAGGGGUAGCUGCUGGGUCCCCAGGGCUUCUAACAAUGUUCUGUUAGAAUAAACGGCCACAGAUGUCACAUAGUCUGCUUUUAUGGUUCUCACUGGCAAA
Molecule: messenger RNA, 3334 nt
Organism: Microtus oregoni (creeping vole)
Lineage: Eukaryota; Metazoa; Chordata; Mammalia; Rodentia; Cricetidae
Gene: Telo2
Product: telomere maintenance 2
Exons: 21
Coding region: 367-2886 (839 amino acids)
Biological process (GO): protein stabilization; telomere maintenance via telomerase
Cellular component (GO): cytosol
Molecular function (GO): telomeric repeat DNA binding; Hsp90 protein binding
Source: RefSeq, a predicted model, not a curated record